This is a messenger RNA of Cebus imitator (Panamanian white-faced capuchin), 2113 nucleotides long. RefSeq names its product trans-golgi network vesicle protein 23 homolog A (gene TVP23A). Bases 139 to 780 code for a protein of 213 amino acids. NCBI's taxonomy places the organism in Eukaryota, Metazoa, Chordata, Mammalia, Primates, Cebidae. Gene Ontology annotation, biological process: protein secretion; vesicle-mediated transport. Gene Ontology annotation, cellular component: Golgi membrane. The transcript is spliced from 9 exons. The record is from RefSeq and is a predicted model, not a curated record.
CCACGGGGGCGCAGGCCCCGACCCUCCGCGUCCACCGCCCGCCGCCCGCAGCCGCCCGCCCCGCAUCCGAGCCUUUCGGCGGCGACGGGCGGAGCUGGAGUCCCGGGCCUGGGCGCCAGGUGGGCUCCUGGGACGGUGAUGAAACAGGCCCUGGUGGACGAUACGGAGGAUGUGUCCCUGGACUUUGGGAACGAGGAGGAGCUGGCCUUUAGGAAAGCCAAGAUCAGACACCCCUUGGCCACCUUUUUCCACCUGUUUUUCCGAGUGAGUGCCAUCAUCACCUACGUGUGCUGCGACUGGUUCAGCAAGAGCUUCGUGGGCUGUUUUGUCACGGUGCUGCUCCUCCUGUCCCUGGACUUCUGGUCUGUGAAGAAUGUAACCGGAAGACUCCUGGUGGGCCUGCGAUGGUGGAACCAGAUAGAUGAAGACGGGAAGAGCCACUGGAUCUUUGAAGCCAGGAAGGUCUCUCCAAAUAACAUCGCUGCCACAGAAGCGGAAGCACGAAUCUUCUGGCUGGGCCUCAUAAUCUGCCCCAUGAUAUGGACUGUAUUUUUUUUUAGCACCUUAUUUUCCUUGAAGCUAAAGUGGCUGGCGCUGGUGGUUGCUGGGAUCUCUCUCCAAGCUGCAAACCUGUAUGGCUACAUCCUUUGUAAGAUGGGAGGCAACAGUGACAUCAGCAAGGUCACAGCCAGUUUCCUGUCCCAGACGGUGUUCCAGACGGCCUACCCAGAGGACUUUCAGAAGCCUGGCCUUGAGGGGUUGGAGAUUCACCAACAUUAGAAGUUUCCCCUGACAAAUGUCCUGUCCAUCAAUCCCAUCUCGUCAGAGCUGACCUGUGGCAGAGGUGCAAGCUGGCAGGAAUGGCUGUGCCCCGGCUGCUGCAAGCUCCCCACCCAGUCACAUCCAUUCAUGCGGCCUGCCUGCCUCCAGGGACCUUUGAGGGCAGCUCUCAGCACCACUUCUGGUCACUGCAAAAGCUGCCUGGUGAGUGUUUUAUAAUGCUGGGGAAGGCUGAGAAAGCAGCUAUACUUUUCUAUAUUUUGUCGGGGAAAUCACAUGCCAGAGAAGCAUUUAGGGAUGUGGGAAGAAGGGAAGAAGGAGUUUGGGACCCAGCCUCCCGGGUGCAGGGGGUCUCUGGGGUUUUCCAGGGCCGUUCCCAUCCUCCGAGUGUUCCUCGCACCCCUUCCCCACUUCCUCAUGGCAGCCGCCCCAGCACUGUCCUGGCUCCCGCUUUCUGUGCAGCCCCUUGGCAGUCCUGUCCAUGCCUCGUGGCUUCAACACUUGCCUGCAUGGACACAAACCAACCUCUCCUGACUGACCCCAGAGCCUGCUGACAACCUGAGCCCCCUCACCUCUCAGCCGCAGCACCCCUGAGGGCCCGGCCUGGCUCCUGCUUCACUGUCUCUGAGGGACGGACCCUCCUCCGGGUGGCUUGUACCGGCAGUGGGGACAACUUCGACCAUCAGAUCCUGUCACUUUCUCUCUUGUGUGUCCCCUCCUUUCUACACCAACACCAGAACCCAGGGCCUUAUCCUGAACUCUGACCGCAGGGCAGCCACCCUUGUGCCUCCUGAUCCCAGGCACGGGACACUGACACUCAGUGAUGAUGACACUUAGCCGUUUCCCACAGGCUCCCAUUCUCCCCUUGAGCUCCCCAUGCAGGCCUGGCCCUCCGCCAGGGCACCCCAGAUGGCCUCCGCUCUCCCCGCCUCCAGGCUCCCACCCUCCAACCCUCCUCACAAAUACUCGGCCUCCACCCUCCCCCCGGACCAUUCUGGGAACGUGGCCCCGGCUCACAGGUCAGUGAUCUGUGUCCCCUGGAGCCACCCCUCUACUGAGCGCCCUCCUCAGUCCCCUGCCACCACCGCCCUCACCAACUUCUAGCCUGUUCUUACAGGCCUCACCCAUUUGCCUGAGGCCUGCUUGCUCCCGCUGCCUACCCGCAGGGGUCUCGGCUUUUCUCCCGGAGGCCUCUAGGGGUGCCAGCUGGAGGGUGGGUCUGGCUCCAGUGCCCCACUGACCUUCUUCCUUCCAUCAUCCCUCUCCGUAGCUACCCGCUGUCAUGCCUGACCCAUGACUGUGGGACUGACCGAGGAGUGAGGUCCCGCCCCAU